AUGGCACACACGCUGCCCCCGUUUCCGAGCUUCAACGUCCAAGCGACGGAUGCCAACAACAUCGGCCUCGAGUGGGCCAAGUGGGUGGACAGGUUCGAGAACUUUCUCGUUGCGUAUAACAUCACGUCAGACGUACGCAAGAAAGCGCUCCUCCUUCAUUACGCCGGUGAGGAAGUGCAUGAUCUCUACCGGUCUCUCCCGGACGACUCGUCAUCGGCAACUGUCAGCAGCACCGCGCAAGGCGCAGCGAGAACGUCAACAUCUGAGUACGACGCCGCAAGAGCAAAGCUCGACGCUCACUUUGCACCAAGAAUCAACCCAACAUUCGCCAUUUAUCGUUUCCGACAAGCACAACAGAACGUCGGUGAGUCACUCGAUGCUUUCUAUGCGCGGCUCCGGCAGCUGUCUCGUCAUUGCAACUUCCCAGACGUUGAUCUCGAGAUAAAGAAUCAGAUCAUCAUCGCGACCACAUCCACGCGCCUGCGGAAGUAUGCCAUACUGCAUUCGCUGGACUUGCCAGAUAUCCUCAAGCAAGGACGCAUGUUCGAGGACGUGGAGCACGAUGUGUCUGAAAUCGAGCGGAGCACCGACAAGCCAGUCCUCGCAGUACGAAAGGAUGAGCAGCAUCGCGGCAGCAAGCAAAAAAGAAGUUUGAAACCGCCUCAGCGACCAAACUACCAGGCACAACAAGAUCAGCCUGUCGACAGAUUGUCACAACUGCGGUGGCAAAUGGCCACAUGA
This is a messenger RNA of Ixodes scapularis (black-legged tick), 741 nucleotides long. RefSeq lists its product as uncharacterized. NCBI's taxonomy places the organism in Eukaryota, Metazoa, Arthropoda, Arachnida, Ixodida, Ixodidae. The record is from RefSeq and is a predicted model, not a curated record. Bases 1 to 741 code for a protein of 246 amino acids. The transcript has a single exon.